Messenger RNA from Prorocentrum cordatum, 732 nucleotides. The record is from the annotation of a GenBank genome assembly. NCBI's taxonomy places the organism in Eukaryota, Dinophyceae, Prorocentrales, Prorocentraceae.
AUGUAUCCGCUCUUUUACGACCUGAGGGAGGAGCGAUGCGAUCCAGUGUUCAAUCCCUUAUUGCAGUGCUGGACAUAUGCGUGGAUCACCGACGACGGCGACGGAGUAGAAUGGUUGGCCGCCCCCGUCCGGCAGUACCGCUACCGCCAGAGGCAAGCAGCACGCGGCCGAUCUUCUCGAGAACCCUCGACUCGAUCGCCCAGCCCUGCUCGUGAUCGUGACGAGCAGGCGGCCGACAUCGAGGGCGAUGCACUCCGACGCCCGAUCGCCGCCAUGGUGGCGGACGACGCGAUCGAGCGCGACGCAGUGCAGGCGGACGACGCGAUCGAGCACGACGCAGAGCAGGCAGCCAUGCAUGUCGAGGGCGACCAGGCGGACGACGCGAUCGAGCGCGACGCAGAGCAGGCGGCCAUGUAUGUCGAGGGCGACGCAGAGCAGGCGGACGACGCGAUCGAGCACGACGCAGAGCAGGCCGAUGCAGCGGCCACUGUCGAGGGCGACGCAGAGCAGGCGGCCAAGAGUGACGAGGGCAACAGCACAGCAGGCGGCCUUGCGUCGCGCUCUGCAGAGCGCGACGCCGCAGACCACGCCGAUGCAGCGGCCAACGACGAGGCCUUGCUCACGGGCAUCGCGGUGCAGCCAUCGGAGUGGGGUGCGGCCAUCGACGUCGAUGACAGCGCCCCCUUCAUGGAGGCGGCCAUCGACGUCGAGGACAGCGACGCCGACGUCUGA